CUGUGCACUCGAGAGCCGGACGCGGAAAUCGAGCAGGUAGAUCAAGAGUUAGACGUUUUGCAGGAAAACCAAAUACUCAAGGACAAGGUAGUUGAGCUAGAGGAACUGAUUUUGCAGGCCAGAAACCACCAAGACAGCGAUGAAAGCCCACAGGACCUUGAAUUCGAGCCAAUCGAGGAUAAUAAUUGGAGUUAUUACGUUCACGCAAUCGCCUCUACCAAACAGAUGUGUCUAGGAUGGUUGAGUGAGGAAACAGGUCUAGCUGACACUGAGGAUUGGCUGCUGGCAGAUUACGAGGACCCGACCGUGGAAAAUGAGGAUGUGUGGUGCUACCACUACGAAAAGGUCAAAGGCCUACAAAAGCACGUUUCGGACAAAAUACUCCAGGAAGCACGUAAUGUUUCAUUUUUGUAUAACGUGAUAGACUGGAAUCAGUUUUGGACGGAAUAUAACAAACACUGGGAAACUGAGACAGAGCGACAUAUUGCACCAUUCUACUCCAAAGACAAAUGGAAGUAUCUCUUUAUGUGCCAAUAUUACUUGUUAUUAUGCAUUGGGUUAUACUACUCGGAUGACUGUCUCCAGCAAGAAAUUGGGUACUCUAGCGAGGAGUGGGAGUUAUUCCCCAAGGUGUUUUUUUCGUGUGCUUUCCAGUGUUUGAUGCGUGGACGGAUUCUCACCUACCCCGAUGUGAUGUCUGUGCAGUGCUUCUGUCUUUUGCGAUUAUGUUCUCCAAUGCUGGGCGGUUAUAACUUGCAGAAUUGUUUGCUGGAAGUCAUGUGCUACCACGCACGGCUGCUGGAUCUCGACAAGUUAUCUGCCUCAGACGACAGUACCAAAAUUUUGUGUUGGUGGUCGCUGGUUAUCAUCGACUGGCACGACUCGGAUUUUCGCUACUCCUCCAUCCAACUGAAUAGCUUUUCUACGCCACUGCCUUGCAAAUAUGCACUAGAUAAGAGGAUCAACGAGCAUAGCUACUACCAUUUUUUCAACGCGCGGGUUGCGCUUAUCAAGAAACGGUAUUACUAUAACCCAUCCCCAUCGCUAGACCAACUUAUAACUGCAGAGGCAGAGCUUCACGAGCUCGAGAUGGAGCAGGCAUCCGACCUGGAGCAAUUUUCUUCUAGCAUGCCGUGCUCGCUACAAAUCAAAUUUCUUAUCAAAUUCAUUUUGCUGUACGAGAAACUCACCAUCUGUUGCAAGAUCGCCUCCUGUAUAUCCAAGUCUGAGUGGCUCCAAAAAUACCACCGCCGUUCCUUUGCACAUGCCGACCAGAUCGUCCGGAUCUACCUGUCUCCCGAUACCCCGACAGCAUACAGAAAGCCGUGGUUCCUGGCCGAUAUGACGGUGUCGGCAAUGGUAUUUCUCCUGGUGGACGCAUUUCUCAACGAGCACGCCAUUUGUACACAGGAAAAAGCUGUUGGGGUGGCCCGGCAGCUUGUUGCCGUGCUGACCUCUUUUUCGCAGCUAAUGCGACCAGCUUUGCGUGGGGCACAGGUUAUUGAGAGAUUGGUUGAUUUUUUAAUUCGCGACGCUAGCGGAAUAGCCAGAGAUAUUGCCGAGUCUAGCUCGUCUCCUGUUCAUUAUGGCGGCCUCUUAGAGAGUCCUUGGCACGAGCUGUCACAUACGUUUAGCGAAAGCCCUUCGGCUCGCGAUUACAAAUCACCGGCUUAA
Messenger RNA from Ogataea parapolymorpha DL-1, 1674 nucleotides. RefSeq lists its product as uncharacterized. Lineage: Eukaryota; Fungi; Ascomycota; Pichiomycetes; Pichiales; Pichiaceae. The record is from RefSeq and is a predicted model, not a curated record. The transcript has a single exon.